Messenger RNA from Dunckerocampus dactyliophorus (ringed pipefish), 1512 nucleotides. RefSeq names its product 3-hydroxy-3-methylglutaryl-CoA lyase (gene hmgcl). Bases 46 to 1047 code for a protein of 333 amino acids. Gene Ontology annotation, biological process: L-leucine catabolic process; ketone body biosynthetic process. The transcript is spliced from 9 exons. The record is from RefSeq and is a predicted model, not a curated record. Lineage: Eukaryota; Metazoa; Chordata; Actinopteri; Syngnathiformes; Syngnathidae. Gene Ontology annotation, molecular function: hydroxymethylglutaryl-CoA lyase activity.
CAGGAGACGAAGAAGAAGUGACGUCAGACUCGAGCCAGAGCCAACAUGGCGGCCGUGUUGAGGUUUGUCAACAAAAAUGCUUCAGCAGCAAUGGGACAGCAAUACUUGUUAUUGAGCCUUGCAGCAAAGGCUGGGGUGAGAGCAGGUCAGACCUUCCCGCAGAGAGUGAAAGUAGUGGAGGUGGGACCCAGAGAUGGUCUUCAGAACGAAAAGACUAUUGUCCCAACAGAAACAAAAAUCCAUUUGAUAGACAUGUUGUCAGAAUCUGGGCUGUCAGUAGUAGAAGCCACCAGCUUUGUAUCACCCAAGUGGGUUCCACAGAUGGCCGACCAGGUGGAGGUAAUGAAGGGGAUUUGUAGGAAACCUGGGGUGUCUUAUCCUGUCCUCACCCCCAACCUAAAGGGCUUCCAGGCUGCUGUGAAGGCGGGAGCCUCAGAGGUUGCCAUAUUUGGUGCUGCAUCAGAGCUGUUCAGUAAAAAGAACAUCAACUGCUCAGUGGAUGAGAGUUUGCAGCGCUUUUCUGAGGUCAUGCAAGCUGCUAAAGAGGCAGGAGUGCCAGUAAGAGGCUAUGUGUCAUGCGUUCUUGGCUGCCCGUACGAAGGCAAGGUCGCUCCUGCCAAAGUUGCACAUGUGGCCAAGCGUUUGUACUCCAUGGGCUGCUAUGAGAUUUCCCUCGGCGACACGAUCGGUGUUGGCAAUCCAGGCAGCAUGCAGGAAAUGCUGGAGGUGGUGAGCCGAGAAGUGCCAGUUGAUGCCCUGGCGGUGCACUGUCAUGACACGUACGGCCAGGCCCUCGCUAAUAUCCUUGUAGCCUUGCAGAUGGGAGUCAGCGUGGUGGACUCUUCAAUAGCUGGGCUGGGAGGUUGCCCGUACGCACAAGGAGCUUCUGGGAAUGUUGCAACGGAGGAUGUUGUCUACAUGCUUCAUGGACUUGGGAUUCAAACUGGAGUGGACCUCUCCAAACUGAUGGAUGCAGGAGCUUUCAUCUGUCGAAGCCUCAACAAGAAGACCGGUUCUAAAGUGGCACAGGCCACCUGCAAACUGUAGGAAAGAACCGAACGGCGAGGUACCUAAUGAGCACAGUCAAGCCAGAGACCAUCAGGUGUUGUCUUCCUCCUCAUCACCUUCAUGUUAUCAUGACGCACAUGACAACUAGUAGUUCAAGUUGUCAUUGUCUGAUGGCGUAGCUGCAACAGUGCCUUAAAUAGAGCCGGUCCUGACGUCUGCAGAGGACAGGCUUUCCUCUGUGGUUGUGUUGCUACUAACCUGACUUUAUGGACAGUUGAGCUAAAUGUGAAGCCGCUGUUGAUGUCAGGAAAAGACACAAGUGUUUGAUGGUCCUUUGUGUGCAUUAAUUACUGUCCUCCAAUAUGAUCUUAUGAGUUUUUAAUAAUAUGGGUCUUUAAGUAUCCCUUAUAUUUAUUUUUAAAAAUGCCAUUGGAUAUACUGUAUAUAAAGUUGUGAAUGACUGAAAUAAACUGAAAUAAAUUUUGUAAGAGUGUCACAAGAUGA